This is a messenger RNA of Coccomyxa subellipsoidea C-169, 1305 nucleotides long. RefSeq names its product nucleotide-diphospho-sugar transferase. The transcript has 10 exons. Lineage: Eukaryota; Viridiplantae; Chlorophyta; Trebouxiophyceae; Coccomyxaceae. Bases 1 to 1305 code for a protein of 434 amino acids. Gene Ontology annotation, biological process: UDP-N-acetylglucosamine biosynthetic process. The record is from RefSeq and is a predicted model, not a curated record. Gene Ontology annotation, molecular function: UDP-N-acetylglucosamine diphosphorylase activity.
AUGCUAGCUGAAGACUUGCAGGGGCGGCUGGGAGUGGUGCUGAUGGCUGGCGGGCAGGGGACGCGGCUGGGCAGCGAUGCCCCAAAGGGGUGUUAUGACAUCGGGCUGCCCUCGCGCAAAUCGCUCUUCCAGCUGUACGCCGAGCGCCUCAACAGGCUGCAGCACCUCGCUGCGCAGGCCGUCUUUGGGCCGGGCUCUGACGUCAGGCACCCUGUACGAUGGUACAUAAUGACGAGCGCGGCCACGGAUGCUGCCACGCGCGAAUUCUUCCAGCAGCAUGCCCACUUUGGCCUGGAGGCCUCCCAGAUUGUCUUCUUCCAGCAGGGGACGCUGCCGUGCUUGACAAAGGAUGGCAGUUUCAUCCUGGCUUCGCCCUGCUCCAUCGCCAGGGCCCCAGACGGCAACGGCGGCCUCUACACAGCCAUGCAGAGGGAGGGUGUCCUGGAGGACAUGGCACAGAACGGCGUGGAGUGCGUGGACUGCCUCAGCGUGGACAACGCCCUGGUCAGGCUGGGCGACCCCCUCUUUGCAGGCUACUGCCACGAACUGGAAGCCGAGUGCGGUGCGCGGGUGGUGGCCAAGGCGUACCCAGAGGAGCGCGUCGGCGUCUUUGCGCGGCGCGACGGCGGCAUCGAGGUUGUCGAAUACAGCGAGCUGGACCCGCAGGAAGCUGCCGCCACGCACAGCGGGCAGGGGCAGCUGAAGUACAACUGGAGCAACGUCUGCAUGCAUUACUUCACGCGAGAGUUCUUGGAGGCGGCUGCGCGGCGGCUGCAGGCAGAUGGGCAGUACCACAUUGCGCGGAAAAAGAUACCCUCCGUCGACGGCCCGGUGCAGGGCAUAAAGCUGGAGCUGUUCAUCUUCGACACCUUCUCGUGGGCGCAGCGCGUGGCCCUGCUGGAAGUGAAACGCCAGGAAGAAUUUGCGCCCGUAAAAAACGGCCCCGGCUCUGACAAUGACUCACCCGACACCGCACGCAAGGCCAUCCUGGGCCUGCACACCAGGUGGGUCGCCAAAUCGGGCGGUCGGCUGCGGCUGCCCAAGGAGUGCGAGGGCGUUGAGGUGUCCCCUACCGUAUCCUAUUCUGGCGAGGGGCUGCGCUCCGUCUGCCGGGGGCGUACCUUCCGCCAGCAGCAUGACGUGUUCCUGCAGGGGCUUGUGCCGGAGCGGGUGGCAGGCAAGCGGCUGGUAGAGGCGCGCAGGAACGAUUUGAGGACACCUGGAGCCACUCCACUGCCGACACCUGGCGCCACUCCUAUGGGGUCCCCCCGCUCCCAGGCCCCCCUCUCACCCUUCACCAGAUGA